Messenger RNA from Rubroshorea leprosula, 955 nucleotides. NCBI's taxonomy places the organism in Eukaryota, Viridiplantae, Streptophyta, Magnoliopsida, Malvales, Dipterocarpaceae. The record is from the annotation of a GenBank genome assembly.
AGAAAAAGAAGAAAAACUACUGAAGCACUGGUAUGAAUUCAAAGAAGAUCACUCCACUUCGGGCUUCGGGGCAGUCCUCUAUUGCUUUCUUCUCCCGCUCUUCGAAUUCCGCCAGGGAUUUUAAAGAAGAUAGUACCGAUAAAGGGUCGAAGAAGGAUUCUGGAUCCCGCAUAUCGCUAUCGGAUUUCCUUGAUCGGAAGCUGCAGAAAAGUUCUGCUUCUGCACCAUUCAAGACUGUUCAGGAGAAAUCAAAGCCUUUUUCAUCCCUUGUGGGUGCUAAAGAAUUUGUGGAAUCUGCUGGAGGGCAGUCUAGAGAUAAGAAAGAAGGGGAAGGAGUAGCUCAAAAAAGGAAAGAAGGGGAAGGAGAGGGGAGCGGAAUCCUUGAUAAAGUGGUUUUUGAACAGUUCAAGCCUGGUGUUACAGAGAAAGUAGAUUGCACAGAUCCAUCGAGCAUUUGCGAAGAAGGGACUCCAAACACUGAUGAUGAAGCGCAAAAUUCAAGGAAAAGAAGGAACCCUUUUGAGAUAGAUGAAAAUGAGCACAGAGCCCGAAAGCCUUACAUAGUUUUGGGAGAUGAUCCAAGAGUAAAGCAAAAUGAUUCAAAACCCAAGCAAAGAGGAAGGAGAGACCAGCCUGCUAGCAACAAGAAACAAAGACCUCUUUACAAUCACUAUGCAAAUGGUUGUGGCUGGUGGGAUGGUGACAUGGAAUGUGUUGAUGAUGAAGAACUGGGUUAUGGUGAAGUAUGGGAAGGGGUUGGAUCUACAACACUUGGAGAAAUUGUAGAUUGGCAUUGAGUUUGAUUACCAUGUAAAAUGUUUGUUCCAAUGUAAGUUCUAACUUCUAAGUGAUGCCAAGAAUGUUUUUGUUGUUUAGUUUUGGUUAGAGUGCAGAUUGGUAGUAUGCCUCCCCUGUUGUGUAACAUAAGUUUUCUUAAUCAAGAGAUAUCAUUCUC